AUGGGCGCACGACAUCCAAAAAUUGAAGAAUUAAAGUUGUCUGACAACCAAGUCCUUCCGCUUAUGAAAUGUGAUAUAACUUCUCAAGACGAAAUUCUAAAAACGUGUGAAGGCGCCAGUAUAAUUGUAAAUUUAGUCGGGAUAAUGUAUGAAAAUCCUCCAAUAUAUACUUUUGAAAACGUUCAGCACUUGGGCGCAAAAAAUGUUGCGAUAGCUGCUAAGCAGAAUGAUGCACAAUUAGUCCAUAUUAGCGCUAUUGGUGCAGAUCCUAGUAGCGAGGUUCCUUAUGCUAGAACUAAAGGGUUGGGUGAGAUUGCAAUUCAUGAAAUAUAUCCAAAAGCAACUAUUAUAAGACCAAGCAUUGUUUUUGGACCUGAAGACGAUUUCUUUAAUAGAUUCUCAAAAUUAGCUAGAGUAUUACCAUUCAUACCAGUUUUUGGUGGUGGGUCUACAAAGUUUCAACCUGUUUAUGUAUGGGAUUUGGCAACGGCUGUUGCUAAAGCAAGCAAUCAAUCUCUCAAGUUUCAAGAAAAAAUCUUUGAAAUUGGUGGGCCAAAGGUGUAUACAUACAAAGAACUCAUGCAACUAACACUAUCCGAAGAAGGGCUAAAACGUCCAAUUAUCUCUCUACCAUGGCAAAUUGGGCUUAUACAAGGUUAUUUUCUUGAAAAGCUACCAAAGAAUUUGUUUACUAUCACACGUGAUCAAAUCAAAUUGCUUAAGAAAGAUAACGUUGUCUCGAAUGUGGAAGGGAUUUUGAACUUAAAAGAUUUGGGGAUUGAACCUACUCCAGCUGAGAAGGGAAUAGUGAAAUAA
Cetraspora pellucida is the source of this 816-nucleotide messenger RNA. NCBI's taxonomy places the organism in Eukaryota, Fungi, Glomeromycota, Glomeromycetes, Diversisporales, Gigasporaceae. The record is from the annotation of a GenBank genome assembly.